This is a messenger RNA of Adelges cooleyi (spruce gall adelgid), 6555 nucleotides long. It is a transcript of the gene sev, whose product is annotated as proto-oncogene tyrosine-protein kinase ROS. Bases 261 to 6284 code for a protein of 2007 amino acids. Gene Ontology annotation, cellular component: signaling receptor complex; membrane. NCBI's taxonomy places the organism in Eukaryota, Metazoa, Arthropoda, Insecta, Hemiptera, Adelgidae. The transcript is spliced from 27 exons. Gene Ontology annotation, molecular function: ATP binding; transmembrane receptor protein tyrosine kinase activity; protein binding. The record is from RefSeq and is a predicted model, not a curated record. Gene Ontology annotation, biological process: positive regulation of kinase activity; cell surface receptor protein tyrosine kinase signaling pathway; regulation of TOR signaling.
CGAAAUAGGAUAACAGUGUUUGGCCGGGGCUGUUCAGUUUCCCCGUGGCAUGCGCGGUGCAGGUCGUGUUUUUUCGACGUCUGAUAACCGUUAAAAUGUUCAAAUCUCAAUAGUAUUAAAUUCAAACAGUACAUUUGUAAUAAUUACUAAAUAUUAUACCCAUGGUGUACGAUUACCUGUUACCGUCAACUAUUCAAGAUGGAUAGUCGUUGACCGUUUUGAACCUACAAGACUGUGACUUUAGUUCUCGAAAACGACAUAUGGCUCCUAUGGCGGCGAUCAACUUGAUGCUUGUAUGUGUAUUCGUUCUUUUAAUCGUCAGUUCGCAGUCCAGUUACACGGGAAAAGACGAUACCGUACAGGUGGAAUGCACAAAAAAAUGCCAUCUCCAGAAGCACACAAACAGCAGCGGAGAACUUCUGUGUGACAUUCAAUGUAAAAAAAAUCAGUGUUCUAAAGGAUGUUCAUUAUGGAACAGAGCACUGAAAAGUAAUUGUACAAACGUUUGCGUUGAAUCUGAAAUAAAGUACAAUAUGACUUUGAGUGAACUUCAUUGUACAGCUGGUUGUAACGAUGCUGUAAGCCUUCAUUUCCAAAACAUUAUUACAGAUGAUAUUUUACCACCUCCGUCGUUAGUCCCUGACAGUCUUACAAAUACAUCACUAAAACUGCAAUGGAAAGGUGUUAAAAGGGAUGAUUUCUCAUACAGUGUCCAAUGGAAACUUGAAAAUAAUUCAGGUACUUGGCAGUAUUGUCAAAAACAGGAGUGGAUUAACAAUUCUGCAAUUAUUAAGUUGACUGAGCUACAACCUUAUACAAACUAUCGGUUUCGUGUAGUAUUAUUGUUAUCAUGGUCCGGCUCACUGCGGCUAGUCGUUUCUGAUCCAAGUGUGGUGAUAAGUACAUAUCCUAGUAAAGUUCCGCCAUCUACAGCUCCAAAAAUUGUGAGGGCAACACCCGCAGAUUUUAGUAUUUCCGUUACAUGGGCAGCUAUACCUUUUCCAUUAGCUCCUAUACUAUCCUAUCAUUUAACCAUCCAAGAACUUACAAAAGGGUACUUUGCAAUUAAGGAAUUCUUAACAGAGACAGAGAAUGGAAAUGAGAACUUUUAUAUGUUUCGAAAUUUGGAACCAGGCAAAAACUACUCUAUAUCGCUUGCUGCUAGAAAUCAAUAUGGAGUUGGUCCAAACACAACAACAUAUGUCAUAACGACUUCUUCAUCGAUAAUUAAAUACACACCCGAACCGGUUUAUCUAUUUCUUGUAUCAAAUCAUGAUGUAUUUUAUCAGACCAAAGAACUAAUUGAUACACCCAAAAGUUUAUAUCAUACUGAUCAAACUAUAAAUUGUGUUUCCUUAAAUACGCACACAAAGGUUAUGUACAUUGCAGACUCUUCAGGUAGAUUAUUAUCCGUGUCAAAUGAUAAAAAAGUAGAAGUUUUGUUACCACAUGGAAAUGAUAUAAUACUUGAAAUGAGUUUUGAUUGGCUCAACAACCAAAUGUUUAUUUUAAUGUCGACAUUAACAAACAACGUCACUACAUAUAAUAUAUACAAAUUUGAUAUUCAACAGAAGAAUUUAAUAAAUGUAGCUUUAGGGUUUGACAAAAGACCAAUCCAAAUGAAGGUUGAUCCAUGUAAUGGGUACUUAUUUUGGACAAUGAACAAUGGCCUUUAUCGUUUGGAUUUAAGUAAAGAAGUUAGCAAUUUAAGAAAAGAACUAAUUCAUAUGUUGAUAUUGCCGAAUAAUGAUAUUGGACCAUUUGUAAUAGACUACACAAACUUUUCCUUACUAGUUUUAUUCAGGAAAAAUAACACCAUCAUGUCUGUAUCGUUAGACGGUAAAGAAGUUCUAAAUGUUAGAAAGAAUACUGCGAGAUCUGUGUUUAGUAAAGCAACUACGCUAGUAUACGCCAAUGGUUUAUUUUACUGGUCAAAUGGUCCAAAGUUAAUGGGAGAAGAAUACCAUGAAGCGUCAUUACAAUAUUAUCAACAUGUUUACCCCAGUUUUAGUGCUGACUUCCAUUUAGUUCUAUCAAAUUUUACUGACCAACAACCAGUGCCUAUUCCUACAAACCCUCCAAGAUCUUUACAAGCAAUUGCAACCUCUACUAAAUUAAAAGCUAUGUGGCAAGCUCCAGACUUGUUAGCUGGUCAAGGAUAUAGUUCCUGGCAAGGUUGGUCUUAUUGGCUUUCUAUAUCACACGAAAAUAAAACUAGUUGGAAAACCGUUGAUGUCAAUAAAACAGAAGUUACAAUUGACCUAUUGAAACCUGGUACAAACUAUGUGCUCAAAGUUGCUGCACACUCCUCCAGUGGUCAAGGGCCUUGGUCAUCAGAGUUUGUCGUUAAAACUUUGAGUCAUAACGUAUCAGUGUUGUGGGGAAAUUCCGAAAGAAUUUUAAUAUCUGAUAUAAUGGGCAAUUAUAUCGAUUCCAUUUUCUUAGAUGAAGACAAAACCGAAAAAUAUUCUUCAUUAAAUGAUAUUGCCUGGUAUGAGGACAGAGUUUACUACGUCGUUAGUUCUAGUAAAAUAAAUUGGUUAAAUUUAACAAGUCGACAAUGGGGUACCGUCGAAGGCAUUAAUAGUGUUCAAAACAUAGCAAUCGAUUGGUUAGGACGUAAAAUUUAUUGGUCGGAUCCUUUAAAAAAGUCUAUAUCACGAGAAAAUUUAUGCGGAGGACAGAAGGAGGAGUUGCUUAUAUUGUCUAAUGAUUUUGUUAAAGAACUAAAAGUGGAAUCCGUUGGAGGUUAUUUAUAUUGGUCUACUGAGUAUACAGUUCAAUCGUCUAAACUCAAUGGAAAAGGACAUCAUUAUUAUACAGUGAAUCACUUCAAUGGCAAAAUCAUGGGUUUAGCAGUAGAUUCAGUAGAUCAUUGGGUGUACUGGAUACUUAGAGAGCAACAGACGUCAAAACUUUAUCGCGCGCCUACCGCCGAAAAGCUCAGUUACUCGGACCUACAUCCUGUAAAAGAAUUUGAAAAUUUGGAUGCCCAAGGACCUUUAUUCUAUGUAGACAGUCAUUUGAUGUGGCUUCAUAGUGGUAAUGACAUUGUGAUGAGUGAUACAGAUGGUCAAUAUCCGGCUAUCAUAAGAGCUAUGAAUUUAAACGGCUUACAGACAUUUUGUGUGCUUGAUCCAUAUGCUCAUCCAAAACCCAAAGGUUUAAAAACUAAUGUAAUACCCGAAGAAGUGGAUAUCAAAAAGAUAAAAGUGUAUCCUAAGAAAAAAUAUAAUAGUACCGUUUAUGGAAUUGAUUGGAACCCUGUGACUAAUGUUAAUCACGGAUCAGUUUUUUAUAAUGUAAUAGUUUGGGAAAAGGACGAUAACUCAAAUUUUACCAAUUUUAUUACAAAUGAUACUCAAGUACUUGUGCAUAAUAUGCCAUUACAAAUUAGUAUUGAAGCAUCUACUGUUUGGGGUUCUUCUCAAGUAGUUACUGUAUUUUUUCCUAUUCCUUCUGAACCUACCGAUAUUAGACUGUUCAUAAAUGUGAGUGACAGCUACCAAACGAGAGAUGUUGUUCUUCAGUAUUCCAGUUUGCAAAAUGUUAGUUACUAUGAAGUUUUCUGUCAAUAUUGCAAUGGAUACAGACAGGAGACGUGCCAAAACAAAACAGUUCAUGCUACUACUACCCGAACAACGUGGACCAAUCUUUCUGCCGACACAGACUAUGAAUUUAAAGUAAAGGCUUGUUCGACAGCUGGCUGUAGUGAUUGGAGCCAAACUAUAAUAUUAAAUCGGAUUCCAGUAGAUGUUAAAUAUUUCAAUAUCGCCAUGGUGUCUGGUUCCAGAAUUUUCAUUUUUCAUUCAAACAAACAAAAUAAUCAAACGGUUAUAUUAACUGACAGUAUGGUAAAAUGUUUUACGUUAAGUCCCCUAGAUGACAUUGCUUACUGGAGUGAAGGUGAUGGUAUAUAUAGUUCACCCAUUAAUAUGUCCAUCAGGAAUAAGCUUUAUACUAAAUCAACAAACUAUACUUAUAUUGAAAAUCUAUCAGUCGAUUGGUCAUCAAAUACUCUUUUUUGGUAUGAAACAUCUAAAAAUCAGUCUACAAUUAUGAGUUUAGAUUUAAAAAAUAAUAUUCCAAAAGAAGUAAUAAGAAGAUCAUAUAGAAUUCUAAAGUUUUUAGUAGUUCCAUCUGAAUGGAUGUUAAUUUGGGUUGAGGAAACAGAACGUCCAGGUGAAAAAAUAAUUAUGAAAAGCAAUAUGGAUGGUAAUGAAGUGCAGGAAUUUUUCUGUUCUACAAAAUUAUUUAACAAUAACUACUGUAAUUGUUCGAACUUGGAUCCAUUUGACGAUGUACUAACGUUGGACUUUUCCAAUAAUGGUAGUUUUAAACUUUUAUGGGUCAGUGGAGAGCAAAAAAACAUAAUUACGUCUGAUAUGAAUGGAUGUUUAUGUUCAAUCCUAAAAUCUAUUUAUUCGACACAAAGCGUUACGUCAUUAGCGGUCGACAAACAUUAUAUUUACUGGACUACAAACAACACGACUUGCCUACUAAAUAUUCAAGAAGAACGCGAUCAGCUUACUAUUGAAAAUCACAACAUCAGAAGUUUUUUAAAUAACAUAACUGCUGUGUUCACAAUUGGCGAAGUGCCUGAAUCAUUUAAACGACCCGAUGCGCCUGGACUUCCAAAAGUUGUUUGUUCACAAUCGAGUAUUUGUACAGUAGAAUGGGAUAAAUCGGAAUCGACAGUUAAGAUGUUUUACUACUUGGAUCGGAAAAUAGUAAACGAUACAAGAGAUAAAAGAAUUUUAGACCAUAAUUGGGUGCCAGUUUAUAACGGAACUAGUAACAAUUGGCGUAUGUUUGAUGUCAACCCAUCUUUAUCGUUCAUAUUUCGGGUUAGAGCCAAGAAUUACUUUGGUUGGAGUGACUACACCAUUUUGAAGAUCCCAGUUGAAUCCAAGUAUAAAAUUGAAACUACAAAUAUUCACUGGAUUGUAUUAAUAUCUGGGUUGCUGCUUUUUGUGUGUAUUUUCUCGGCAAUGAUUACGAGUUACUGUUGGGUUCCAUGUAAAACUAUAGGACCGUUGAAACCGGACGUGGAGUUGGGUAGACUCAGAGACUAUGCAAUUAACGUUGGUUAUCAAGGCGCUGUUUUAUUCCAAAAGAAAGAAAAAGGCGAAAUGCCCGUUAUUAAGCGUGAACAGAUCUCUCUUCAGAAGCGGCUGGGGUCUGGAGCUUUUGGAGAAGUGUUCGAAGGCAAAAUAAAAAACUUAAUCAACGGAGAGCCUGAAACUAGAGUGGCCGUUAAAGCGUUAAAAGAAGGGGCUACUCAAAGCGAAAUGGCCGCAUUUAUGAAAGAAGCAAAGCUAAUGAACAACUUCAAGCACAAGCAUAUAGUACAACUUAUUGGCGUAUGCUUAGACAAUGAUCCUAAUUUCAUCUUAAUGGAACUGAUGGAAGGAAGAGAUUUAUUAAGUUUUUUGAGAAGAAAUAGACCUACGAAUGUUACAAAGUCGUGUAUAAAUCUAAUAGAUUUGUUAAGUAUGUGCAUUGAUGUAGCCGAAGGAUGUUCAUAUUUAGAACAAAUGCAUUUUGUUCAUCGAGAUUUGGCGUGUAGAAACUGUUUAGUAACGUCAUCUGAUCCUAAAAAUCUCGUUGUUAAAAUCGGAGAUUUCGGCUUAGCACGUAAUAUAUAUACACACGAUUAUUAUCGAAGAGCAGGAGAGUCUUUACUGCCUGUCAAAUGGAUGUCUCCUGAAGCAGUAAUGGAUUGUGUUUUUACAAGUCAAUCAGACGUUUGGGCCUUUGGUGUUUUGUUAUGGGAGAUAAUGACCAUGGGCCAACAUCCUUAUCCAGGGUUGUCAAACUUUAAAGUCAUAUGUUACGUUCAACAAGGUGGGCGACUAGAGAAACCAGUCAACUGUCCACGAACACUGUAUAAUUUGAUGCAACGAUGUUGGAAUGUCGAUCCAAACAAACGUCCUAGGUUUGAUUUCUGCCUGAAAGUCUUGAAGUCGUGUAUGGCUAUGCCGUUGGAUUAUGUUAAUAUUUUCGAAGAUCCACAAUUACAAAAUUUGUCUGUCUCGGAGUCGUAUGAACUUGACAUCACAUAUUCAGACUCCUAUCAUAAGCCCUCUUAUCCUAUAAACAACGAGGGAUAUGAAGUGCCCGAUACCAUAACUAACAACGAAUAUCUAGAUUUGGGCGGCAUAGAGUAUCUAGAUUUAUCAAAAACAACAGCGACCACCAACCUAAGAAAUUCAGUACCCGAUUUAAGAUUGACCGAGAACGCAACUUUAUUGUACUGCAAUAUGAGCACAGAACAAUCAUGAACACGAAUCAUUAACGCUAAUUUUUUUGUAACUCGACUUGCAAGUUACACAAUUAAUUGGUUAAUGAAUAAAAUACAAAUAAAAAGUGAUAUUUAUUUAAGUAAUAUUAGUGAAUAGUUAAGAGUGGAUGUUUUACUCUUGUUUCCCAGCUUUAAACCAUAUUUAUGUUGUAAAUAUUUGUUGAACUAUUUAUUUUCUACCCAUAAGAUUUUUGUACCAUUAAUUUGUUAAUAUAUUGUUGAGUUAUUUAUUAAGAUUAUACCUAGUCUGU